GAUUAUUUUAUGUAAAGUAAUUGACCAUAAAAUAUCCUCAAUCUAAUAUUUUACUUUUUGCAUCGCGUUUUACAAGAUUGAACCGAAUCCCGGUGAGUAGGUGCUUUGAUCUCGGCGGAAUUCAAACGAGUAAGUACUUACAUUUUUACUUUUUUUUCUGACUGGCGGUUAUGGACGCUGUCGGUAAGCACGUACCUAGGUAUGGUUAUAGCAGAGAAAUAAAAAUGGUGUUACAGAAAAUUUUACUGUGAGAAGAUGUCCUGGCGUCCUAACUUUUUGCUAUAACCUACUGAGAUUCCAGAAAUAAGAAUUUCUAUUGUUAAGUGUUUUUAUGAAAAAAUAGACCGUUAGCUACUUAUAUCGUUUGGGUUACUACUCGGACAAAUAUGGAACUGCGGGGUUAAAAGUAUGAAUUAAACUAAAAACUCUGACGUGACUAAUUGAUACGAAAACACAGACACUGGUGACUUUCACUAAGCUUGACUCUCUUGCCAUUGUCAAAUCGAGUAUCUGUGAGACUAUGACAUAUGUCACAUAGCAUGUUGGGUGUGCUUGCAAGUUUCUAUGAUUUUCACAUGGCACAUUUUUAUUCAAAUUGUAAUUAUCGUGUCUUUUUGGACUGUAACAUACUCAUAUACUCCAGACUGGAAUGAAGUAGAAAAAUUGGCAGAAAUCCAUCCAUAUGUAGUAGCAGUGCUAGAUUCUAGAAAUGAAUACAUUUGUACGGGAUUUUCUAUAACAGAUCGAACAGUGGUUACUGCCGGUAGUUGCUUGGCUAUACCCCCAGUCGCCGUCGCGAUAUCAGCAGUGUUGGGCGAUGACAUCGUUGGUAAAAACAUAUUACGAGUUUCACACACAAAGCUGCACAAGGCUUUCUCCUGCUACGUAAGUCAAACACAACCAAGCGAGACCAUAAUGAACAGUAACGUUGCCUUGAUUUACGUCGUGAACAAUAAAUUGGACUAUUUCACCAAUGCAGCUGUAAUCGGAGAUAUCGACCCAUUACAAUUACGAAAGCAGACGCUGGCUGUCAUCGGUUUCGGUGAGAUCGAUGCUGGCACAGUCGUGCUGCAGCGACAAGUAUAUAUACAAAAGACGUGCGUGAAUCCUCAGUGGUUUUACUGUGUAUGCGGAGUGGAAUCAAGUGAAACCACAUACGAAAGUCAAUUUGGAGAAGGCGGUCCUGUUGUAAUGGGUAGUAAAGUAGUAGCUAUAGCCGGAGCACCAUGCGGCGCACUGUUUAUCCCACACACGAGCGUAAAAUACAACAUUUUCACCGUCGCAAUGGAAUAUCACUCUUGGAUAAGAAAUAAUCAGGACAACACCACUAAACCUGAACAAAAACUGAAACUUAUUAUGCGUAACAAUUGUAAUAGUAGUGCCGCCGUUGUCUUAUACAUUAUUACACUGUUGAUUGUUGAUCAUUUAAUAAACUAAUUAUCACGGA
This is a messenger RNA of Cydia pomonella (codling moth), 1447 nucleotides long. RefSeq lists its product as uncharacterized. The transcript has a single exon. The record is from RefSeq and is a predicted model, not a curated record. Gene Ontology annotation, molecular function: serine-type endopeptidase activity. Gene Ontology annotation, biological process: proteolysis. Bases 565 to 1437 code for a protein of 290 amino acids. Lineage: Eukaryota; Metazoa; Arthropoda; Insecta; Lepidoptera; Tortricidae.